Molecule: messenger RNA, 369 nt
Organism: Suillus discolor
Lineage: Eukaryota; Fungi; Basidiomycota; Agaricomycetes; Boletales; Suillaceae
Exons: 4
Coding region: 1-369 (122 amino acids)
Source: RefSeq, a predicted model, not a curated record
AUGCUCUUCAAGUGGAUAGCUGUCUUUGCUAUAUCUGCUACGUUGGCUGAGACAAUCGAGCUAGCGUUCCCUCAGAAUGGGGACAACUUCUGCCCCAGUCAGGAAGUGACCGCUCAGGUUAUUCAACCGCAAUCCAUGGCAUCUACCGUUCAGGUUGGCAUUGCCUUAGGAAUCGCUAACUGCGAGAACGGUUCAUGCCCCGACCCUGCAGACGGCUUAGGAUCUUAUCUUUAUGCAGGCCCUUGGACAUCUGAGGCCAUGGGCCUCCUUAUGGGUCCUGCUAUCUUUACGCUCACGCACUUUUGCCUCAUUGGGGCGGAUUGGUACCCGUUCCUCGAAUUUCGCAACGCGACGGUGAACAUCAAAUAA